GUACCGCCGCCCGCCGCGCCUGCGCACGGAGCCGCCGCCUGCCCCUCGUUGCUGCGUUCGUUCCUGGGCCGCGUCGCGGGAGGCAGCGGGCCGGAGUGGGCCUGCCACACAGGUGAGUCCAGGGCAAGCAUGAGUCUCUUUGGAGCAACGUCAGGGUUUAGUACUGGAGGUACCAGCAUGUUCGUCAGUACGACUGCAGAUAACCAUAACCCGAUGAAGGAUAUUGAAGUAACAUCCCCACCUGAUGACAGCAUAUCUUGUUUAGCAUUUAGCCCACCAACAUUGCCGGGUAAUUUCCUCAUUGCAGGAUCAUGGGCAAACGAUGUUCGCUGCUGGGAAGUUCAGGAUAAUGGACAGACAAUUCCAAAGGCUCAGCAGAUGCACACAGGGCCUGUACUAGAUGGCUGCUGGAGUGAUGAUGGGAGUAAAGUAUUUACUGCUUCCUGUGACAAAACUGCUAAAAUGUGGGAUCUCAACAGUAACCAAGCUAUUCAGAUUGCACAACAUGAUGCUCCUGUGAAGACUAUCCACUGGAUUAAAGCACCAAAUUAUAGCUGUGUCAUGACAGGAAGCUGGGAUAAAACUUUGAAGUUCUGGGACACCCGUUCACCAACACCUAUGAUGACAUUGCAGCUCCCUGAAAGAUGUUAUUGUGCAGAUGUGGUUCAUCCUAUGGCUGCUGUGGCCACUGCAGAAAGGGGUUUGAUAGUUUAUCAGUUAGAGAAUCAACCUUCUGAAUUUAGAAGAAUAGAAUCUCCUCUUAAACACCAGCAUCGCUGUGUUGCUAUUUUUAAAGACAAAGUGAACAAACCUACUGGAUUUGCCCUUGGAAGUAUUGAAGGAAGAGUAGCUAUUCAUUAUAUCAACCCCCCAAAUCCUGCAAAAGAUAAUUUCACUUUUAAAUGUCAUCGCUCCAAUGGAACCAACACGUCAGCACCUCAGGAUAUCUAUGCUGUAAAUGGGAUAGCAUUUCAUCCUGUCCAUGGUACUCUUGCCACAGUAGGAUCUGAUGGUAGAUUCAGCUUUUGGGAUAAAGAUGCCCGAACGAAGCUAAAAACAUCAGAACAACUUGACCAGCCGAUCUCUGCUUGUUGUUUCAACCAUAAUGGCAACAUAUUUGCAUAUGCUUCCAGUUAUGAUUGGUCAAAGGGUCAUGAAUUUUACAACCCACAAAAGAAAAACUACAUUUUUCUGCGAAAUGCAGCAGAAGAGUUAAAGCCUAGGAAUAAGAAGUAGUGAGUAUGAGUCUGACUUGGAUUACUCUACUGAUUUUCUGCCAUUCCUGCCUCUACUCCACUGCUUUUCUGCCAUUCGUGCCCUAUUGCACCAUGGUUCAGUCAACGUUGGAUCGCUAACAUUUAGCAGGAACUGUAAAAAUGACAUUAAAUGUAUUCUGACUUGGAGAACAUUUUUGCAAAUUAGAUGUUCCAAUGUGUAUAAGAAAGCAAGGCUGGUAUUCAUAUGACUUAGCCACUGUCUGUUCCACAGCAAUAAUUGCAGCAAAUCUAAAUCUGGGUUAGAUAUUCCUGCUUAGAAGUGCUACCAUUUGUAUCUAUGGAUUUAUUUUAUUAGUACUACAUUGAAAUAUGUUAAUUAUAAUGGUUCUGGGGAAGUUGUAUAAAUAGUGUAUUUUUUGUAAGUACUUGAAGAAUUGCAAGUAAUUCUUCUCAAAGGAGUCUUGUUAUUACUUGUUAUUCAGGGGUUCUUUAAUUGCUUUCUGAUUUUUUUAAAUGGGAACAUUGUCUACUGUAUACCAGGAAGAAAUGCUCUGCAAAUUGCUUUUCCUCAGUUUUUGGAUGAAUUUGGUAAGUAUGUAAGAGGCCAAUACAGUGACGGAAACUUGAGACAGAAAGUGAGCACAGUGCAAAUUCUACUUUAGUUUUUCUCAUAGUCCAGUAAUGGACAUGACUUCUGAGCCAUCAGUACUCAUGCUUACUGUAGUAUGAAGGAGAAAUUGUCAGUUGUGCCAAGUGAUAGGUAGUUCAGUAAUAGGAGCAAACAGGUAGAAGAGUUUUGUUCAUGACCAAACCAAUGUAUGCAAAGUACUCAUGGCCUAAACUCUUUUAAAACUGGCACCUGUUAGAGUUAAAAGUUGGUUCUUUUACAUCUCUCUUAGCAUAUUUUUGUCCCUUAAGAGGGGUUUCUGGACUGAAAAAAAAAAACCAACCCCAAAAUCAAACCAAACUCAUUUUUGUGUUAACUAGAAAAUAGUGCUGGUGAGUUUCAUCCUGAUGAAAAAUCCUGUGAAACAAAAGAAGUGGGUCUCUUUCUGACUUGAAUCUGACUGUUUACUUUUACCUAGCCAGUUGUAUACAUGCCAAAGUUUUCUUUUUAGAAGUGAAUGUUUAUUAUUCCUCUUUAACUAUUGUUUGAUAACAACAAAAUAAAAAUAGAGGGGUGCAUGUAGAGAAAUACCUGUCAUAUUGUACAAAUUCUCUGUAAAACUGUAUGUUGUAAUGCUUAAGGCUAUGGAUUUGUGCUGCAUUUCAAAUAAAAUUUCUACUAAAUGCU
Messenger RNA from Calypte anna (Anna's hummingbird), 2511 nucleotides. RefSeq names its product ribonucleic acid export 1 (gene RAE1). The record is from RefSeq and is a predicted model, not a curated record. NCBI's taxonomy places the organism in Eukaryota, Metazoa, Chordata, Aves, Apodiformes, Trochilidae. Gene Ontology annotation, cellular component: nuclear pore. Bases 130 to 1236 code for a protein of 368 amino acids. The transcript has 12 exons. Gene Ontology annotation, biological process: RNA export from nucleus; transcription-dependent tethering of RNA polymerase II gene DNA at nuclear periphery. Gene Ontology annotation, molecular function: ubiquitin binding; RNA binding.